ACUCCCGGUCUCUGCCUGCGGUGUGACUGCUGUCGGUGCUCCAGGGGCGGGCCCCCCACCCCAGCUGCAGUUAGUCGAGAGGCAGAGCUGGGAGUCCGCGUGCCCCGGCCCUGCGCCCACCACCAUCACUUCCCUGGCUCAGUGGAGAGGAGUGUGUGAGACACGCUCACUAGUAGGAGCUCAGAGGUUUGCAGAAUGAAUGUGUGAGAGUGCGUGAGCGUUUAUGCAAGUGCGUGCAUGGGGUUUAAUGCGUGCGCGUCGGAAGAGUGCGGGGUGUGGGGGCGGAGGAAACAACUCCGCGUGGAUCAGAUCCUCGACGCGCUUAGGGAUGGGGCAGGAGGAAUACAAAGCCCGAUAGUUUCUUCUGACUUCCCAAACUCGCUCCGGGGGUGGAGAGGAGAAGUGGGGUGGUAAGCCUUCGUAAUUUCCUGGUUUAGAGCGCUCAAGCCAGGUUUCCCUAAUCGGCUCCGCAGUCUCUUGUUGCUCCAGGGCUUGGGAACUGCUUCUCCAAGACCCGUAGCUGCCUCGGACAGUCCCCGUCUCGCACAGAAGUCAACUCCUUGGGCUCUUGCCCCGCCCAUACACCCGCCCCGGCCGUCCUAGUGAUAGCGGAGGAGGCACACUAGAGACCAGACUUCUAGGACCUCUUGGCGGAGAGGUCCCGAGGCCGCAGCCACAGGGGAUGGGGUCGCCUGAGCGCCGUCGGCCUUGCCUUACCUGUUUCCAUGAAGCUUGUGUAGGCUGUGGCCCCAAACCGCUUUGCCUGAGUCCGGCUGAUUCUAGAUCAGGAUGGGCAGCAAGGAAGAUGCAGGCAAGGGGUGUCCGGCGGCCGGUGGCGUCUCCAGCUUCACCAUCCAGUCCAUCCUGGGCGGGGGGCCCUCGGAGGCACCGCGGGAGCCCGCUGGCUGGCCAGCCAGGAAGCGCAGUCUGUCGGUGUCCUCGGAGGAGGAGGAGCCGGACGACGGCUGGAAGGCGCCUGCCUGCUUCUGCCCAGACUCGCACGGCCCUAAGGAGCCGGGCCCCAAGCACCACCCCCCCAUCCCUUUUCCUUGCCUGGGUACGCCUAAGGGCAGCGGAGGCGCAGGGCCGGCGGGCUCGGAGCGCACGCCUUUUCUCUCUCCUUCGCACCCGGACUUUAAGGAAGAGAAAGAGAGGCUUUUGCCCGCGGGUUCGCCCUCGCCAGGGUCGGAGCGGCCGAGGGACGGCGGUGCCGAAAGGCAGGCGGGAGCGGCCAAGAAGAAGACGCGCACCGUCUUCUCGCGCAGCCAGGUGUACCAGCUGGAGUCCACCUUCGACAUGAAGCGCUACCUGAGCAGCUCGGAGCGCGCCUGCCUCGCCUCCAGCCUGCAGCUUACCGAGACCCAGGUUAAGACUUGGUUCCAGAACCGCCGCAACAAGUGGAAGCGGCAGCUCUCGGCGGAGCUGGAGGCGGCCAACAUGGCGCACGCGUCGGCGCAGACUCUGGUGGGCAUGCCGCUGGUGUUCCGGGACAGCUCGCUGCUGCGCGUGCCGGUGCCCCGCUCCCUCGCCUUCCCCGCGCCGCUCUACUACCCGGGCAGCAACCUCUCGGCCUUACCUCUCUAUAACCUCUACAACAAGCUCGACUACUGACCGGCCCGCCGCCGCGCGCCGCCCGCCUGCCCCCGGGCCGCCCGGGCCGGCUCCAGCUGCCUGCUCAGUCCGUCGCGCGCCGCACCCUUCGCAGGGCUCCGAGCAAGGGGGCGUUUCCAGAAAUAUUAAGAAAUACACCAUGUGUAUUCUUUAUCUCUUAUUUAUGGCCUCUGCGCUACUUUUUGUUUUGAUUGUUUCGGGUAUUUAUCGGCAUUCUUCAAACCAGAUAGCCUGCUUUCUACCCAAACCGAACCAAUACGCUUUGAAAACCAUUUGGAGGGGGAUGUUCUCUGGUGGUGGUGGGAAACGGAGUUUUGGCCAGUUCGGCUUUGGUUGGUAGAAAAAAAAUCAGAAAACACUUGCAAAACAGGUACACUCCUCCCACAUAUAUACACCUGUAUAUGUACGUGCACACGCUCUCUGCCAGGCCAGGCCUCUGGGACUUUGAACAACUAUCUAAUUGCCUCUUUUCGUUUCUCUCAUCCGGAGGAUGGGUAGGGGUGUAAGGGGGAGAGUUCAGAUGUGUAAAUAUUUUUAAAGAGAAAAAAAUAAAACAUUUUAAACAUC
Molecule: messenger RNA, 2178 nt
Organism: Lemur catta (Ring-tailed lemur)
Lineage: Eukaryota; Metazoa; Chordata; Mammalia; Primates; Lemuridae
Gene: HMX2
Product: H6 family homeobox 2
Exons: 4
Coding region: 790-1611 (273 amino acids)
Biological process (GO): regulation of transcription by RNA polymerase II
Cellular component (GO): nucleus
Molecular function (GO): DNA-binding transcription factor activity, RNA polymerase II-specific; RNA polymerase II transcription regulatory region sequence-specific DNA binding
Source: RefSeq, a predicted model, not a curated record